AUGACUCAACAACCAUUCCUGCAUUGGGGGCUUCCCUACCACAGGGAACCCCCCGCUGCGCGCCGCGAGGGCUACGAUCACGGACAUCUACAAUCGCACGGCGCGACGCACGCGGCCGUGUACACACACCGCCAUACGCACGAACACACACACAUAGACACGCAUCAGACGCAGUGUAAAGGCGAAGGCGAAGACACAACAGAAUACAGAGACUACAUGCAAAGAUGCAGUAGUUAUGGCAAGUGCUCCGAGGAACCAGAAACAUCUGAGACUAGGGAAGAGACCGUCACCAGCAGCGCCGAACCCUGGGGAGACAGACUGGUGAGCAGUUCCCAUUGCAGCGUGGGUACGUCCCGAACUGACGCUGCGUCGCCUCACCAACAUGUAACUACGACACAUGCAGGGUCGUCUGGUGGACGAAGAGGCGCUCUACAAUUAUGGCAGUUCCUCGUGUCGUUACUGGCUGAAGGAGCGCGAUGUGUCGCCUGGACCGGCAGAGGCCUGGAGUUCAAGCUGCAUGAACCAGAAGAGGUUGCAAGACGAUGGGGCGCGCAGAAGAACAGACCAGCAAUGAACUACGACAAACUCUCCCGUUCGCUCCGAUAUUAUUACGAGAAGGGCAUCAUGCAGAAAGUCGCAGGUGAACGCUACGUCUAUAAAUUCGUAUGCGACCCAGAAGCUCUAUUCAGUAUGGCUCGUCCCCCCACUUACGAUGUCAUCUCCCAGCUCUACUACCCGCCCUACAUCCCGGGUAGCGCACCGCCCGCCCCCAGCACCAGCAUACCCACCACCAGUGACUACCAGCGGCGGUUCUACCCCGAUAGUCAUUACGAAUCGUAA
Vanessa tameamea is the source of this 840-nucleotide messenger RNA. RefSeq names its product Friend leukemia integration 1 transcription factor-like. Gene Ontology annotation, cellular component: nucleus. NCBI's taxonomy places the organism in Eukaryota, Metazoa, Arthropoda, Insecta, Lepidoptera, Nymphalidae. The coding region runs from base 1 to 840 and encodes 279 amino acids. The transcript has 8 exons. Gene Ontology annotation, biological process: regulation of transcription by RNA polymerase II; cell differentiation. Gene Ontology annotation, molecular function: DNA-binding transcription factor activity, RNA polymerase II-specific; sequence-specific DNA binding. The record is from RefSeq and is a predicted model, not a curated record.